AUGUCGGUGCAGCCUGUCACCUACGUACUGUUGACCGGCGCCACAGGGUUCAUUGGUGCCCACGUGCUUGAUAUCCUUCUCCAGAGAGGUUUGAGAGUGAGAGUAGCAGUGCGCAAUCUCGAAAAGGCGAGGGUGCUCGGAGAUACGAGGCCCGAAUAUGCGCACAGGCUUGAUUUCGUCCAGGUCGCCGACUACACAGUGGCUACCUCGUUUAAAACGGCUGUCAUGGGGGUGGAAGGCAUUAUCCAUGUGGCUAGUGAUAAUGAGAAAGACUUGAUUCUACCGGCCAUCAAUGGGACCACCUCUAUUCUUCAAGCAGCUGCGAGUAACCCACUCAUCCGGAGAGUGGUCAUUACCUCGUCGUUCGCAUCGGUCAUUGAUGUCGACAGAAAGGGCCCGCCGCAUUUCACAUACACAUCGGCAGAUUGGAAUCCAUUGACUUACCGCCAAGCGGCGGAUACAACCAGUAGCGCAGUCGUGGCAUACAGGGGAAGUAAGAAGUUUGCAGAACUUGCAGCCUGGGAGUUCGUCAAGAAAGAACACCCCAGGUUUGACCUCGUAACAUUGUGCCCUCCGAUGGUGUUCGGUCCAUUUGUCCAUCCGGUAGAGAGACUAGAGGACCUGAGCGAUUCAAUAUCGAACCUAUGGAGAAUCGUUAACGGUAGCCAGCUCCCUGUUGCUAGGGUGCCUUUCUGGGUUGAUGUUAGGGACUUGGCUCAAGCGCACGUUGAGGCGUUGUUGAAACCGGAAGUUGGGAACAAACGCUUCACCAUAGCCUCGCCAGAGAGAUUCUCCUACGAGAAAGCGGCCAAGGUUGUAAUGAACAGCUUCGAUUGGAGCAAGGCUCGGCUCACUCGGCCAAUUCCUCAUCAAGAAAUUGACCAGCCCUACGAUCUCGAUGGGCAGACUGUGGGAAAAGAGCUCGGGUUGAAAUACCACACUUUCCAGCAAUCCGUCAUGGAUUUUGUUGAACAAGCUGUACGCUUGGAAAACCAGUUGAACUCUGGCAGAACCCUGCCUUGA
Exophiala aquamarina CBS 119918 is the source of this 1023-nucleotide messenger RNA. Its product is annotated as dihydroflavonol-4-reductase. The transcript is spliced from 2 exons. Bases 1 to 1023 code for a protein of 340 amino acids. The record is from RefSeq and is a predicted model, not a curated record. NCBI's taxonomy places the organism in Eukaryota, Fungi, Ascomycota, Eurotiomycetes, Chaetothyriales, Herpotrichiellaceae. Gene Ontology annotation, molecular function: oxidoreductase activity, acting on the CH-OH group of donors, NAD or NADP as acceptor.